Molecule: messenger RNA, 789 nt
Organism: Menidia menidia (Atlantic silverside)
Lineage: Eukaryota; Metazoa; Chordata; Actinopteri; Atheriniformes; Atherinopsidae
Source: the annotation of a GenBank genome assembly
AUGCUUUCCUGGGAGAAGUUGUCAAACAUAACUGUCAGCAUGUUAGUGGUGCUCCUCGUGCUGGGGGGUCUCGGAGCGACAGCAGCCUCGGACCUCCAUGUCUUUGGGAAAUCUGUGUACAGAGACGACUCUUUGCAGAGCAGCAAAGACGGCAGACAUGUUUUGAGGAAACUGCCAUACCAACAGCCAAAAAGUGGACUCCGCAGGAGCUUAGACUUGGAAAGCUACAACGUACACGUGAGGCCCACAACCAGCAGGAUCAGCCUCCCCACCAUCCUCAAGCUCUACCCGCCCACCGCCAAGCCCCUGCACAUGCACGCCAACAUGCCCAUGCGCUUCGGCCGGGAGAGCAGCCCCAGUGACGACAAGGUGCCAAACUCGUCCCCAAACAUGCCCCAGAGGUUCGGGCGGUCCUGGGAGCUGAUCCAGAUGUGUGCGGAGUGCCGUGGGGUCCGAGACGCUCCGAGCCCUGUGCUGCCUCAGAGAUUCGGGAGGAACGCUCCUUACUGGAGCCUCCUUCGGACCCUGGCCAGUGAGCACCUGUUGAACACUGGUUUGCACUGGAGUGAAGAUUUUGAUAAUACGUCCAGCUCAGAAGAAGAGGGUGACAUGGAACAUAAAUGAGGUCUUCUCAAGUGUUUUUCAUGUAAAUUUAAUUGCUAAAGUUAAAUGUUACAUUCUGCCCUUUUGGAUUCAGAUGGGGUCUCUUUUAAUAAAGUCACGUGUGGAUGGAAGACACAAUAAAAAUGCUUCAAGCUUUCAAACAAAAUUGAAGAAAAAUAAAAUACA